AUGCAUCUCUGGCUACUUUUUUUGACUGGCACUACCGUCUACGGUAUUGGUCGUAUUUUGGAACCAAGUUUCGAGGCCUUGAACUUUGCUUCCCCAAUAAACGGGCGAAGGCUGACUGGAAACACCAUCCAAGAAAUACAAGUGGACGCAGAAAGUCGUUGCAGAGUUGAAUGUGUUAAGGAAGAGAGUUGCAUUUCUUACAACUUCCAAAUGGUAAAGAACACAACUGAGGGGUACACAUGUCAAAUCAGUAACUCUGAUCGAUUUGUUAGCGUUGUUAACUUCACAACGGAUGAGGAUUUUAAAUACGUGGGCAUACAGGUAAGUCCUCCCUUUUUGUUCUUUGAAGUCCUUAAUUUCUUUAAUUAACAUGUAACUCGAAAACAUCACUUUUUUGGUAUGUGUUAGCUAUAGAGUGCAAGAAAAACUGGUAUCGUGACUGAAGUAAGAAUUUACCAUUCCGUCAAGUUCAAUUCUUCGUCCAUAAAAUAGAAACUGAAGAGAAACUUGCAAUUGUAAUUGUACCCCAGCUUUUCAAGUAAGUGAGCAGAAAUAGAAAAGAUAUAAUUACAUCGUUGCCCCUAUUGUAAACAACGCUUACCCAGUUAAUGUGUCUUAGCAAAAUGAUAAUAAUAAUAAUAAUAAUAAUAAUAAUAAUAAUAAUAAUAAUAAUAAUAAUAAUAAUAAUGAAAUUGAAUAAUACUACUACUGAAUAAUAGCUGUUUUCGUAACUUUCUAAGAAUAUUUGUGCCCUCUAAACAGUCGUUAGACAUUCUUUUUCGAACUAUUUUUGGUGGUGCGAUCUUAGGGAUCUUUCAAAUCGUGCGUGAAACCAGCAGCUCUUUCGUGACGCCUUUCUUUAAGGUAUAUUGUCGCUGUUUUGCGCAAGUAUCACAUUAGCCACGAAACAUGGCAUCUACUCAUCAAAAGCUUAUGUCAUUAACAGGUACUCUAUUUUUCUUAUAAUCUACCGAUAUGAUUCAUUGGUGGUGCGGUAUUAUAAUAGUGCAUUAUGUGUAUUUACACUCAAGUUUUCGAUGCCUGUAUGUAAAUCCGGUUAGGUAGGAGGUACUAAAAACGUUUUGUACGGAGAGGCUGUGCUCCGAGGUCCAACCCCGUACCUUUUAUCGACCGAAUACCGAAUUAUAUCAGAAUGAAAAAAAAAAAAAUCGCCAAAAAAAUACUACCCGUGUAUACAUUUUCUUGUCCCCCUCUUUAAUCGGCGGGGUAUUAUUUUUCUUGAUUAUUAUAUUUUGCUCUGCAAUAUACAGAUCGGUACGUUCGCAGACAUGGACACUGAUCCGAUUGUGUCCCCCCCCCCCUGCCUAAGUGUAGUGGGACAGGUGCAAAUUCCUCGCAGAAAUACCACCCGUGCUCAUUUCGUAGUCAUUAACAAUUUAUAGUACUCGACAGUUCUAUCUGAGCUCUGAUACAAGGUAGCAUACAAACCCAAACCUUGUUCUUCAAUUGGAAGCAACGUACCACCGCAGUUAAAGCCGUUGAAGACGCAUUGCAAUACAUCAAAGUGUAUAUAAGCAGGAGUUUGAGCCAGUACCGACCAGGGAAUAUUAUGUCGAGGAACAUUACCAACAUUAGACCGCAGCAGGAUUAGCUCAUUCGGUAGAGCGCUUGACUGCAGAGCGGGAGGUCGCGGGUUCGAUUCCCGGGGCCGGACCAAUACUCAGGGUCUUAAACUAACUGAGAAAUGAAGGUACUCCCUUUGCCCUGCAAACGGGUAGACCUUCGCGUGGCUCGGAUGACCACUUAUAAUGGCGGUCGCGUCCCCAGUAGGAGACGUAAAAAUAGUGUCCUCAAUUAGCACUUUCCUGCUAAAUACAUUGACACUCAAAUAAAGUGCUUUUUUUUUUUUUUUUUUGACUUGAAGCAAUUCAUGAUAGUGCUUCUAAAAUUAAAAAGUACCUUUUAAAGAAUUGCACAUUUUGCAAUCGGCUUUUGUUAUAAGAAAAAGCAAACACUUAAAAUUACUUGUCCCGAAAAUUCGAACUGCUGGCUCGUUCUACCACAUAGCAAGUCUUUUGAAAUUCCCAUUUACAGCUGAAUUUUGAACGCCUCAGUUUUGCUACGCACUUCUUCUGCUCCAACUAUUCCUCUGAAAUGUCUCUGGCAUAUUUAUUAUAUCAAUAAAAGCCGAUACCCGAAAUUACGGUAAAAAAUAGCUACCAAAUGUUUUUACUAGACGCGAUUUUCUUCAAAAAGUAGGGUCCUUUCAAGGGCUAAUUUCGAAAGAAUAAUUUACCAUCGAUCAAUGAAAUCUGAAUAUUUCAUGAUAUUAUUGCCGAAUGAUAUGUGUUGUUCUUUGCAAAGUUUUGCAGCCAAUUGGUUAAAAACGAAAAAGUUAAGUUAAAGCUCAAAUUGCUCUUGCAUUAAUGACGGAGCCAGCUUAAUCACACACAACUGUACAAUAAAUAGUGUCGAAAACGGAACCAGAUUCAGUUACGACACCAGAGACCAAAAACCCGAGAAAAUUCCGUAUUUUUGUCCUAGCAUCCACUCUUAUAUCUACAAUGAUUGUGGCUGCACGAUUUCAACUUGUCUUUUAAGUCUCUUAAACCAGUCGGCAAAAAGCUAUUUUUUAAUUAUUAACGCACUAUUAUUAUUAUAGAUUUGGAAAGCCAAACUAAGGAAAUCUUUUUAAAUUAAUAAUCUGACCUUCUGUACGUUGCGAGAAAGAUAUAGAUAAGAUAUGUCUUUUUUUAUCAUACGUUUGAGCUAUUUGAAACGAUUGGCAAAUCCUGUGCAAGAAUAAUCGUUGAACUCUUUGCAAGAAUGCGGGUAGCAAACAAUGUGGCUCGGAUUCAAAUCCCAGCGUGGACGCCAUAUGUGAGGUGAAUUUGUUAUUGGUUCUUUGCUUUGCUCCGAGAAAUUUUUUUUCCUCGUGCACUCCGGUUCUCCUCACUCCUCAAAAAUCAACAUUUCUAAAUUCCAAUUCGACCAGGAAUGGCUGUGCUGCCUCCAACUCGUUAUUUAUUUAUUUAUUUCAGUUAUUUAUUUAUAGUUGUUGCGGUUGUUUUUCUUACAGAGCACCUGUGAAGUGGAUAGCUCCAUCUGUGGGGACAAUGAAGUGUGUAUUCCAUACUACCAAGAUAACAGUGUACGAUGUGUUUGUAAGGUUGGAUAUACAGGAACACCUUGCAGUAAGUUACAUAAAUAUAUGGCUAUGUCAUAAACUGUCCCUGACUAGUAACAGCGUAAUGACGAAAAACGUAGAUCCCUUCUCACCUUCAGUUUUAAGGGUGUUGUACGCAACAGGACGGUAGACGGUAAGACGUUUGUGUGUGAAAAACGUGACAGGGCUGUUACAUGACUGUCUUGACGUGAUUUUCAUUUAUAAUAACAUUAAUGAAAGUGAAGAAUGAUCAUCGCAGUAAAUUUUCCAAUUUAAGCAAUUAAAAAAAUCAGGGCUUCAACGGGAUUCGAACCCGUGACGUCCGCGUUGCCGUUGUUUGGAAAAUUUACUGCGAUGAUCAUUCCUCACUUUCAUCUACAACCGCAGUUCAAAAAAGAAUUAUUUCAUAUACUUCACAUAAUAACAUUAAUGUUAUCAGGUCUUUAUUUCCAAAAAAUCUGUUAAAGGGAGGUGACGUUGACCAAACAAUGUGUUCAACAUAUUGUUGUCGCGCUUAAGUUCGUUCACUCGAUGUUUGCCGUCUUCUUUCCAUGCCACUCACUUCCUGUGGCGUAAAUUCACUUUUGUCACCCACUCCGACUCUGUGGGACUAGGGACGCUGAGGACGUAACAAACCUCUGGUAGUGACUAGCUAACCCCUAGGUGAAGUGCCCAUUUCAUUCAAUACUAAGUUGCAAACUGCCCCAAGUAGACAGAAGCACAGCAGUCCGGCUCAAGUAAAUUCCCACACACAGUGUUGUAGAUUGUCCCUGAAAAGUUGGAGGGAAUACAAAUGAGAAGAUUGCAUUCUUAAUCAGGCUACCUCAAUGUGGGUGUAGCAUGUGAAACGGUAUAGUGAUAAGAUGAUCGUUUUUUAAAUCUUCUGAUACCCAGUUUUUAAAUAACUAACAGAGCCUAUUAAAUACUGCGCCCAGCUCCUUAACGAUGGUGUCACAUCCAGUGGUGUGUAUACCAUUAAUCCAGACGGCGGCACACCCAUCCCAGUGUUUUGUGACAUGGCCACUGACGGCGGAGGCUGGACCGUUUUCCAGAAACGUUUCAACGGUUCUGUUGAUUUCUACGUCAACUGGACUUCGUACAAGAACGGUUUUGGGGAUCUGAAUGGCGAGUAUUGGCUUGGAAAUGACAAUCUUCACCGUUUGACAGCCGCUGAUGAUGUUAUUCUAAAGGUCGACCUGGAGGAUUUUGAUGGAACCAUCACUUACGCCGAGUACACAAUUUUUAAGGUGGCAAACGAGACAGAUAAAUACCGUCUUUUGAUUGGAGGAUAUAAUGGAACCGCCGGGGACUCGAUGGCUUAUCACAAGUAAGGCAAUUUGAAGUUAAGUGUGUUUUUAAGCCUUGGUGCAGGCAUGAAAACGUUUUAUUUUUUUAAAAAAAUAAUCAUUUGAUUAGGACUUACAUGCAAACUUGACUUACGUCUUACUAGUAUAGUAAAUAAUUCAUAAGAAGAGCAAACUCCUCAAGUUGCACAUGCCUCAGUAUAAAAUGACUGUGUAUGCUGCUUCGGCAAAAAAGCAAAAUGACAUAGGGAUGCAAAAAAUAAGACCUGUACAUGUAGAGUUUGUGGAGGGGUCUAAAGCUCUUAAUAGCUCUUUAAGAAAGGGAAUACUUCGAGUUUUUUGGUUUUAUUAAACCUCGCGUGUUCUUCUAAAAUAGUAAUCAAUGCAGAUCAUCUGACUCUACACCAAGCUCUGAUUUUCACUCCGUGACGGAGUUUACAUCUCACCUCAACAACUCUGCGCGUCUCGUCAAGAGCCAUUGCUUAAUCCUUGGGGACUUCAACUAUCCUGCAAUCAAAUGGAUUGAAGGCUGCGGCUCCACGAACUCUGCUGAUUUUGCUUUUUUUGAAACUCUACAAGACCAUUCUCUACUGCAAGUGAACCCCUUUUCCGACCCGCUAGGAGAAUAUUCUGGACUAAAUAAUUACUGAAUAAAGUGCACCUGACCGCAUAAUGAACAUCGCGACCUUGACUCCUAUACAGGCUGGCCUUGAAACCGACCACGAUCAACUUGAAUUUGACUUUGUAGCCAGGCUUCGUCGGGUGAGGAAACCUGCGCGCUUUUUUUACAAUUUCAAAUCAGCUGACUUUGAGAACUGGCCACAAACUGCAGAUUAUGCAGAACUCAGCUAUCAGUAAUAGCGCGCCAUGUAACUCGGGUGUUGAUGCCCGCUGGUCUAAUUGGAAAUCCGCCCUUUUGGAUAUUAUUGACGCUAAUAUCCCCAAGGCUAGAGUCAACUGCUGCUACUGAGACUUUCCAUCGGCUGCGGAAGUGAUUCCUUCUUAUCGUUUUUGGAAAUAGGAUUUUUAUACUUCUUAUAAUGUUUAUAUGUUUACAUAGUUAGUAUUUGUGUAUUUUUCUUAAGGGCACAAUUAAUUUGGAACUUCUUUCAGUUGUGUUUCCCGCACCUUCAUCUCUCGUUUUUGUGACUUGUUCAAAUGUAUUUUUUUCCUAGUCUUAUUUUAGCAUUGUAAUCAUGGUGAAAAAAAAUAAAUAAAUAAACAAAUUCACACGGCAUCGCUAAAAUCUAAGUCCUAACUAUUAUCUUUUUCAGCCAAAUGCAGUUUUCCACCAUUGACAGCGACAACGAUCUCAAUCCAAAUGGCAGCUGUGCUAAUACGCAUGACGGUGCUUGGUGGUACAAGUGGUGUCACUAUUCCAACCUGAACGGUUUAUACCUAAAGGGAAAUUUUUCCUCGGACUCAAAUGGCGUUACGUGGUUAGCUUUCAGAGGAUGGUAUUAUUCGCUGAAACGUACGGAAAUGAAAGUAAAGCCCAAAUCAGUUAUUUAAGUUAGAGAGACAAAACUCGGCCAUGAACUGUAGUCCAUGGGACAAUCCUACCAUUUAAUCAUCUAAAAAAACAUGACUAAAAACUAGACCAACUUAAACUAAAAAAUAUUGCCCUUCGAUUCGAAAACUCUGCUUGGACGACUGAUAGCUUUGAUAUGUAUUCUGUUUUUAAAGCAUGGUAGAUAUUCCGACCCCAUUUGUUUUAAUUUGCGGAUUUGCAUGUUUAUUUUGUCCGGUUGAACUUUCAUUUUCUGUCUUUGACUGGAGUAAUGCUUCAUCUUCUUUUGAUCAUUCGCUUAGCUUCUGACAGACACCUAAUAUUAACACCGACAGUACAAUGGAACAAUUGAAUAGCUUUACUUGUAUAUAACUAGUAAUGGUUGACACUACAGCUGCCCCCGUUCUGUAUAUUGUCGGUCAAUAGUAUUCUUGCUGGUUGUGUAGCUCUUUGAAAUAUACCGAUCCACAAUGAAGAUUUUCACACAUAUUCCAUACAAUAGGUGAGAUAAAUACAGGAAACGCAAGGUUCCAUGCACAGUUUCAGCUCGAUUUACACAGCUUUGAUCAAAACAUUCUCAGUUUCGAGAAUAGUUUACUCUAAACCAUAAGAAAAGAUUUAAUUAGAAGUUGAAUUUUUCGCUAUUUCUCUUUCCCUUUUUACAUUCAGUUAAUUUUAUUUGCCGGAAAGUAAGCCUUAGAAAUUAAAAGGACGUUUGAUCGAUUCACGCUAGCGCAUUCUGGUCUUAUUAGAAACUUUAUAAGGAAAGGACAUCUGUGAGCAGGGAAUAAGUCAACACAGAACUUGAUUGUCGGCGAAUUUCUGUAAAUGUCCAUCACAGUCUGCUAGUGAUAAGCUAGCCAU
Porites lobata is the source of this 6805-nucleotide messenger RNA. Lineage: Eukaryota; Metazoa; Cnidaria; Anthozoa; Scleractinia; Poritidae. The record is from the annotation of a GenBank genome assembly.